CUCUGGUCACACGUCGCGCCAAGCCAAAUUUAGUACGUUAUCUGUGCUGAAUCAUUUUCGCUGUGCCGCAAAAUUUAAUUAACUGCAGCGAUCAUUGCAGUUUUAGCCACCAGUGAAGAGGAACAUAGAACUCGAAAUGCAGAAGGUUGCACUGCUGCUUGUCGCCUUCCUGGCUGCGGCCCACUCAAAUCCACAGGAGAAACCUGGAUUGCUGCGAGUACCACUCCACAAAUUCCAGUCUGCCCGCAGACACUUCGCGGAUGUGGGGACGGAGCUGCAGCAAUUGCGCAUUAGGUACGGCGGAGGUGAUGUGCCGGAACCUCUGUCCAACUACAUGGACGCCCAGUACUAUGGACCCAUUGCCAUCGGCUCGCCGCCGCAGAACUUCCGUGUGGUUUUCGACACCGGCUCCUCGAACUUGUGGGUGCCGUCCAAGAAGUGCCACCUGACCAACAUCGCCUGUUUGAUGCACAACAAGUACGAUGCCUCCAAGUCGAAGACGUACACAAAGAACGGCACUGAGUUCGCCAUCCAGUACGGUUCAGGCAGCUUGUCUGGAUACCUGUCUACCGAUACGGUUUCCAUUGCCGGCCUGGACAUCAAGGAUCAGACAUUCGCGGAGGCGCUGAGUGAGCCGGGUCUGGUCUUUGUUGCAGCCAAGUUUGACGGCAUCCUGGGCCUGGGCUACAGCUCCAUUUCCGUUGACAAGGUGAAGCCGCCAUUCUACGCCAUGUAUGAGCAGGGUUUGAUCUCCGCUCCGGUGUUCUCAUUUUACCUGAACCGCGAUCCCGCCUCCCCUGAAGGCGGUGAGAUCAUCUUUGGCGGCUCCGAUCCCAACCACUACACUGGUGAAUUCACCUACUUGCCUGUUACCCGCAAGGCCUACUGGCAAAUUAAGAUGGAUGCCGCUUCCAUUGGUGAUUUGCAGCUGUGCAAGGGUGGUUGCCAGGUAAUCGCUGACACCGGCACCUCACUAAUUGCUGCUCCCUUGGAGGAGGCUACCUCUAUCAACCAGAAGAUCGGUGGAACUCCCAUUAUCGGUGGUCAGUAUGUGGUUUCUUGCGAUCUCAUCCCCAAACUGCCGGUAAUCAAGUUUGUGCUGGGCGGAAAGACCUUCGAGCUUGAGGGCAAGGACUAUAUUCUUCGUGUGUCCCAGAUGGGCAAGACCAUCUGUCUGUCCGGAUUCAUGGGCAUGGACAUUCCCCCUCCAAACGGACCCUUGUGGAUCCUGGGUGACGUUUUCAUUGGCAAAUACUACACCGAGUUUGACAUGGGCAACGAUCGUGUGGGCUUCGCCGAUGCCAAAUAAUCGAACAAAGAAAAGUAUACUUAAAAUUUAAAUUGUAAACAUUAUCGAUCCCAUUGCGGAUUUCUUCGAAGAACCUGUAGAAUAUAUAUGUAAUAGCUAUAA
Messenger RNA from Drosophila erecta, 1411 nucleotides. RefSeq names its product lysosomal aspartic protease. The record is from RefSeq and is a predicted model, not a curated record. Gene Ontology annotation, molecular function: aspartic-type endopeptidase activity. Gene Ontology annotation, cellular component: lysosome. Lineage: Eukaryota; Metazoa; Arthropoda; Insecta; Diptera; Drosophilidae. The transcript has 2 exons. Bases 137 to 1309 code for a protein of 390 amino acids. Gene Ontology annotation, biological process: proteolysis; cell death.